Messenger RNA from Neoarius graeffei (lesser salmon catfish), 1168 nucleotides. RefSeq names its product interleukin 12B, b (gene il12bb). Bases 40 to 1005 code for a protein of 321 amino acids. Gene Ontology annotation, molecular function: protein binding. The transcript has 9 exons. The record is from RefSeq and is a predicted model, not a curated record. Lineage: Eukaryota; Metazoa; Chordata; Actinopteri; Siluriformes; Ariidae.
GUUUCAGAAACUUCAUCUUGCUUAGACAGGAAAAAAAAAAUGAUAAUAAAGAAGAUGAAUUUGUUUUCCAUCUUUGCCUUGUGUCUAACUCUUCUUCGUCUCGGGGACGGCAGGACGCUGAGGGUUAUCAAACCAAACGUUAUUGCUUUGGAAGUCAAUGGAAACCCAAUGGAACAAAAGACCACAGUGGGAUUGAGUUGUGGUGAUGAGUUUGAAGACACCGAGAUCCACUGGAGGAAAAAUCAACGCCACAUCCACGCCAAGGGGAACAGGAUAGACGUCACUAUCGAGGCGAUGCUGGGAGGAAACUUCACCUGCCACAGCGCUUCAGGAGACGUUCUGAACCACACGCUGGUGCUGGUCAGUCCACUGGACUUUGAGAAGGCCAUUCUGCUACAAAAUGAUAACAAAGAAUUCGUUACAUGUGUAGCACGAAACUACAGCGGUCCGUUCCACUGCUCAUGGAAAUGGGAUCCGAUAAGGAAUGGAGUCGUGGUGUUUUUCCAAGCUUUCCGGAACUCGAGCGUCAUCAACUGCUCCCUGGAUGCUGAUAACACAGGGCUGACUUGUGAAGAGCUCCAGUGUCCUUUCUCUGAGGAGGUGACCCGCAUUAACCUGACCCUGCUGGUCCGGAACCAGUACCGCUUAGAGGAGCACCAAAGAACUUUCUUCAUCCAUGACAUAAUCAAGCCGGGAAAGGUCGACAUCACCAAGGCCGAGAACAACGAGUUUGAGUGGGAAGUCCCCAAAACAUGGAACCGGCCGUGUACGUUCUUCCCUCUGCAAUAUGAAGUGAAAGUGGUGUCACAUCGCAAGGACUGUGAUGAGACAUCGCAUGACCACGAAGGAAACCAUUCACACAGCCAGUACGUGACUGAGACCCGUUUUAAGGUCUCCGGGAGGAAGAGUUACACGUUCUGCGUGAGAGCUCAGGACUCCUUCACCAAUAAAGUCUGGAGUGACUGGAGCCAGCACAAGGUCAUCAAACAAAAAUCGAAGAAAUAAAAGGGCAAGAAGAAAACAUCCCACUUCUAUCUGACCAUUUACUGUUUUUCCAGUAUGAUAACUAUAUCAGUUAAUAAUAUUAAUAUUAUUAUGUAAUACAGUGGUGUGCUAUUUUAUUCCUCUUAUCUUUUAUCAAUUUGUCAAUAUUUAUUAUUUAUUAAAG